AUGGAUGAACAGUUGCAAAGGAACCAUGCGAGGGGGGCGGGGCGUCGCUGCUGCUGCUGCUGCUCAGUAACCAGUCGCGCGGGGGGGCGACCGCCGACGCCGCCAUCACUACCACCGCCAUGUCCGGCAGCGGGAGCGCCACCGCCGUCGCCGCCCCUCCGGCCCCAGCGCCCGCCGGCCCCCGCCGCCUCUCCGCCCCGCGCAGCCCCCCCUCCUCCGCCGCCUCCGCCCGCCUCCCCCGCCGCAGCCGCCGCCUCCUCAGCCGCCGCCGGAGCCUUCUCCCCGGGAGCCACCGCCGCGCUGCCGCCGCGGAGCCGGGCUGGUCUCGUCAUCCUCAACCGCCUCAAGAGCCCAGGGCCUCUUCGACAGUUCCGCAGAGACUGUCGCGAUGUCGACACCAAGCCUGCAUAUCAGAACUUAAGGCAGCGGGUGGACAACUUUGUUUCCAACCAUCUAGCAACUCAUACCUGGAGUCCUCACCUGAACAAGAACCAGCUAAGAAACAAUAUUAGGCAACAAGUUCUCAAAUCUGGAAUGCUGGAAUCAGGGAUUGACAGAAUUAUUUCUCAAGUUGUGGAUCCAAAGAUCAACCAUAUCUUCAGACCGCAGGUGGAAAAGGCUGUCCAUGAGUUUUUAGCCACAUUGAAUCACAAAGAAGAGGCCAGUCCCAGCACAGUACCACCUGAAGAAAAGCCAGAUGCUUCUGUUUUGAUGCAAGGUGUUUCUUCUGCCAUUCCAAAUGCAAGUGUAGCUAAUGAUGCAAUGUCAAUUUUGGAAACAAUAACGUCUCUAAAUCAAGAAGCAAAUGCAGCUAGGGCUUCCACAGACAUAGGGAAUGUAAAGCCUAAUGACAGAGUUCCAAAAAGAAUUCUGUCACAGCAGAGUGUGGAUGGCAAUAUCGAGAAAGAUCGGACUGCUGAAGAUCUGGUAGAUGAAGAGAAACCUCCAUGUAAUUCUGUGGAAGAAAGCUCUGAACCAGUAGCAAACCGUGAAGACGUAAAUAAUUUGUUUACCUCCAGUGAAGAAGGGAAAACUGUGUCAAAAGAAAUUAACAGUGUGGUUAAUCCAAGCAAGGAAAUUGUACAGGAAAGUGAUGAACAGAAAAGUAAACCUAUGGACAAAGGUGAUAAAAAACCUGAAAAUUUAGAGAAAGGAGAGAGGAGAAAAGAGAAAAAAGAAAAACCUGAGAAGAAGGUGGACCUCUUCAAAAAGACCAGUGAUGACCUAAAAGGAAGGGAAGAGAAGGCAGCAAAAGACAAAGAGGCAGAAUCAACAAAAUGCUCAGUUGUGGAAAAAAGCAGCAGUAAGCACAAAGCAAAUGGAAGUACAAAAGAAGCUUUGGAAGAUUCUGACAUAGAUAUACUCAGCGAUAUUACUGUUAGCUCUGUACACACCAGUGACCUUUCUUCCUUUGAAGAAGAGAGUGAAGAAGAAGUUGCACUUUCUGACAGCACAGAAGAAGGAGAGAUUGUUUCUGAUGAUGAAGAAAAGGAACAGAAUCAGGCUAAAAUGAAGCCUGAGGCUGGUGGGACUAAUGAUAAAAAGGCAAAGCCUGGACGCCAUGCUUAUGUCCACAAGCCUUACCUUUACUCCAAGUAUUAUAGUGAUUCUGAUGACGAAGGGACUGUGGAGCAGCGUCGCCAGUCAGUAGCUAGAGAAAAAGAAGAAAGACUCCUGAGGAGACGUCUUAACAGAGAAAAACUUGAAGAAAAGCGGAAACAGAAAGCUGCAGAAAAGACAAAAAUGUUGAAAACUGGAAAUCAAGGUAAAACCGUUCAGAACUUAGAAGAAUCUUCAAGCAAAGGUCGUGAACAGAAAACAAGCAGUCCCAGCAUUAAGGAUGUGCUUAAGGAACAACGAUUUUUAGAAAAGAAAGUAGCCCUAAGCAGGAAAAGAAAGAGAGAGUCAAGAUACGAUGAAGAAAGUAGGAAGAAAAAACAUGAACAACCAGAGGAAGAUCUUGGAGAGUCUCAGAAGAUAAAUGAAAGCAGUGAAAAGUCAAAAGAAGUGAAGGCCAGCCAAGGGAAAAAUGAAGGAAGUAAACUUGUUAGAAGACUUCCCGAGUCAGUGCAUUCAGCUGAUGAAAAUAGAAGUGAUUCCAAAAUAGAAAAAGAACACAAAAGAAAAUCAUCUAACACUCUCCAAAUGGAGGGAGUACAGCAAGAUGGUGAACUCCGGGAUACCAAACCUCAGUCUGACAGGGCAGAGUCUAACCAGGAAGAAACUCAGAAACAGAAAAAUGUACUUAAAAAUGAAAAACAUAUUAAAAAGGAUGAUUCUGAAACUCAGAAUGUUAAAUGUGUACCCAAGAAAGAGGCUAGAUCAUCAAAAGACAAAAAUGAAAAAGACAGAAACAUUUCUGAAGAUAAAUCUUUAAUAAAGCAUAAAUAUAAAGGAGAUGGUGUUCAUAAAACAGCUGAAGAAGUAGAAUAUUUGCCAUCUGAGAGAGGCCUAAAAAAUGAAGAGAAUGCCCAGAAACAUAAUCAGCUGUUGAAAACUUUGUCAGAUGAUAAAGCUGAAAGGAAGAACAAGCACAGAAGUGAAAGGAAAACAUCUGCAAACAGCAAAGAUGUGAAAAGUAUUUCUGAACAUGCUUCCAAAACUGAAGAGAAUUCACGCAAGGAGAAUAGCAGAAAAGACAGACAAAUUUCCACAGAUAAAUUGAGAGGAGAACACAAAUCCAAAAGAUUGUCAAGUGAUUCUAGGCCACAAAAAGAAUCUCAAAGUAUAUCAAAGCAGCAUGGUUCUGCAACAUCAAGGAAGAGUGAAAGUUACUCUGAAGAUAAGCAUGAUACAGAAUCCAGUAAUGUAGAUAACAGUUCAAAGCAAAGUGACAGUAUACACAAAGACAGGCGAAAAUCAAAGAGUGGCUUGGAAGAAAGGUUCUCAUUAAAAUCCAAGUCCAAGAGUCAUAGCAAAGUAAUCAAAGUACCUGAAAAUGAACAGCAAGACAAUUCCCCUAAGCAGGAAUCCAGCCAGAAAUUGGACAAAGAUAAGAAUACAGAAGAGAGUGACCUAGAUAAGCAGUGGAAAGCCAAAACUGAAAUUAAAAUCUUAGAUGAAAAUUCAGUAGAAUUGGAAGUUGAAAAUGGAGCACAUUCUGUUAGUAGUUCCCAGAAAGAUUCUAGUCAUAGAGUUAAGUUACAGUCAGGAGAAAAAUCAUGUGUAAAAGAGAAAACGAAGAGUGAUAAAGAUUUGGGCAGUGUCAAGCUAGAAAGGAAAUUAUCAACAGAAAGUCACAAAAGCAGAGGUCUGAAGCACAGUUGUAAGGAGACAAAAAAGAGGGAAGAUGAAGACAAACCAGAUGACAGAAGUGUUAAGCAAACAGACACUCAUACAAAGAUGCAAGAAAAUAGUCUGCUCCCUGAUAAAAGGCCUACUAAAAGAAUAUCUAGUGAAAACAGAAAGGGAAGUGUAUCAGCCCAUGAUAUAAAUAUCGGAGGGGAAAAACUCAUCUCUUCUUUCUCAGCCCUUCAAAAAACUGGUUCGACUGGUGGACACUCAAUACAUUCAAAACAAAGUCAAGAGCCAGUGGAGGUUAAGUCAGAACAAAGACAUGGUAAUGUACAUCAUCAAAUUGAAGGAGAAAAUAACAACUCUCUACAAGCAACUAAAUUUAAAAGUACAGCCAAAGACCAAAUGCAUCAUAAUUUGACAUAUGAGCUGAAUAAAACUUUGCAUACUAAAGAACUAUCUAAGUCUUCUCUUUCAAGUGUCAGUAAUCCCAAACAAAAGGAACUUUUUUCUACAAAAGAAAUCAAUACACCCAACGAUGCCUUCAAACAAACUUCAAAGAAUGCUGGAUCCAGUGAACAGCAGGAGAAUCAUGCGAUUGCUAAGAAUGAAACAAGUAAUAACGUUUUGCUUGAUGUAUCUCCUGAGGAUGAUGCCAAGCUACAGUUCCAAAAAAUAACUGAGGAUGUUCACACUCCAAAGAAUGUUAAAAAUACUAUUAGUCUAAGUGAAGGAAGCAGUCUUCCAACAAAGACAUCCCCUAGAGAAGAUGAUAUCCAUCAGAAAUCUAUAGAUAAAGAUCUUGGAGAUGUCACAGUGCCUUUGACCAGUACAUCUAAAGAGGAAUCUUUUAAUUUGGAUAGCCCCUGUGUUAAAGAUACUACUAAAGACCAUCAAAUAGAUACUAUUAAAAUGGAACAGAAGGAUAACAUUGGACCCAGUAGUAACACAAAAGAUGGUGAUAGCACUAGCAUGGAUAUUAUAAACAGAGAUGACAAGAUUCACCUAAGUUGCAUACAAGCACCUGGAGAGAAUGUAUGUCUUCUAACAAGCAUUCAAGAAGCUGUUGUAGAAAAAAGAAUUGAAAGUUCAUUGACUCAUACUAUACAGAAUGACAGUCUUACUGAACCAGCUAUUCAGGUUGCACAUGUAAGUGCAGACAAAGUUGCCAAAACCAGGCUGGAGGAAGGCAAGAAAAAUUCAGAUGAAGGUCCUUCUGCAAGAAACAGUGAUGGUGCUACAGAAGGGAAAGGAGAAACAAAGGGAAAUCAUAGUACUGGUGCUGUGAUAGAAUUAUCUUCAGGGUCAAUACCUGAAAAUGUUCCUGAAAAUAUAAAUAAAGUUUCUGCAAUAAUGAGUGAAGCAGAAGGAAGAGGUGAUGAUAUAAGAUCACAAGGUGAAAACAAUAUAGUAGGCAGCAGUGUAGGAGGUGGCAGUUGCAUUAGUACCUGCAGCAGCAUGGAAACUGAUACACUUGUUAUAGGAACAAGCACAGAGAGAGCUGUUGGAAGUGCAGUGAAUGCCACUAGCACUGAAGGAAGGCUAGGAGAAGAAGCUAUUUCAGAUUUGCAAAGAGAAGGUGAUGCCACCAUUACUUGUUCAGAAGAAAAGAGUAAGACUACUCUGGGCUCUACAAGUAUAGAAGCAGAUGAAGGUUUGACUUGGGCCAAAAAUACGGAAGAUGUCCAUUUUGAAUCAGAAAAGUGCUUUGGUGAGUGUACUGUCACAGCAGCUGAAGAAAGCAGCAGUGUUACUGAAAGUCUUCCAGUGUGUGAAAGUUCCUCCACCAUUACAAAAGAGGAAGAGAGUGCUGAAUGCAUUGUGAAUUAUGUAGAAGAAGGUACUAAACAAUUGAUCAAUGAAAGUGGAAUUGAACUUGAUCAGAGUAUGAAUAGUUUUACAUCCGAAGAGAAAGAUGAUGCUGUAACCAGUGCUGGCUCUGAAGAAAGAUGUAUGGCUUCUGUCAGUGGUGGGACAAGCACUUUUGACAAUGCUGCUACCUGCACUGGUGAAAGUGAUGGUGCUGUAACCAGUGCAGGUACUGAAGCUCGGGAUGGAUCUAUGUUAAGUGAAAAUCCAGGUGAAUAUCAAAAUAAUGCAACAGGAACUGAGCAAGUUAAAGGAGCAGAGGGUGCUGUGACAUGUACAGGUACAGAAAGACCAAGUGUUUGUUCUGCUGUGUGUUCAGUGACUGGUACAGACUCACAGGAAGAGAGUGUUGUAACUGGAGUAUUUGCUGAAAGCAACAACCAUGUGGCAGCUGGCCCACAUGCUGACAAAAGUGAAGACAUCAUUAAUGGUGAGAGUGCUGUCACCAGUACAGGCAUAACAGCUGAGGAUGACCCUGAAACUGUGUCUGCUUGCACUGGCUUGGAGGACAGCAAUGAAGGUUUUGCAGCAGCUUCAGACACAGAAGAAAAAUAUAAACGUCUUACAUUCAGUACAGAAGCUAGAGCUGAAAAAAGUGUCCUUGAGUUUAGUCGAGGCUCUUAUGAUGAUGAACGUUGUGUGACCAGCACAGGUGCAAAAGAAGAUGAUGAAGAAGGAGAAAAUUUUGUUACUAGUACAGGAAGAGGCAAUGAGGAAACAGAACAUACUUUGACAUGUACAGGAACAGAUGAAAAUGAAAGGGUGCUUGUUUGUGUUGAAGCUACAGCCUCUGUCUGCCAAGCUGCAAGCCAGGCUGGAGCAGGGUUGGGUGAGCUUACCUCAAAUGCAGAUAAAGUUCCUGCUGGCAGCAUGACAGGUUUAGAGAGAAAAAUGAGGAUUAAUGAUAUCAGCAACAGUACAAAGGGGGUGGUUGAGAGUAGUACCACCAGCGCUGGUACAGACAAUGAAAAUAUUAUGGCCUCCGUCACAGAAAAAGAAGAGUCUCUACUUAAUGAGAAAUUUGAAUGUGAUGCAAUCAGUGCAACGUCAAACACUGAAAGUGUAGGUGAACUGUCAGCUGGAGAAGAAAACAGUGAGAGUUCCACAUCUUAUUUAGAUGGUGGGAAAUGUGAAAGCCUGUUUGAGAUUGUCUCUAAGAAAGUGACCACUCUUCCAACAUCUGCUAAGCAAGAUAAUAAAGAUGAAGGUGAGACAAUCUCAACAAGUGUGGUCAAAGUAUGCCCAUCUCCUGUGCACUGUUCCACUGAACAUUGUAGUGAGCAGACAUCAUCACAUGAAUUUGAAAACACUGAGAAAACCACAUGCCUGAUAGAUGCAGAAGAUUUCAGCACUCCCAUGCCUAGUACAGCUGUUGAAUGUAUGAGUCACGGACCUGCUGUUAAAUCAAAUAAGGGCCCUACAAGUAUUUUGGAAGAGUUUGAAGCUCCUAUGCCAAGCUUAACAAUGGGAGAUGGCACGAAUCUCCUUGUUACUAUUAGAUCUUCAGAAACAACCACAAGUGGAGAAGUAAAUACCAUUUCCAAGCCCAUAGUGUCUACUGGAGCAUCUAGUGAAAGCCAUGCAGUUGAUGGCAGAGAAGAAAGAGAUGAGUGUUCUGUAAUUUCCACAAGCAUUGUUGAAGAGACAGAGAUUCCCAUUUCCCAAGAAGGCACUGAAGUUGAUGUUCAACAUUUUGCCUUAAGAUUAGAACAAUCUUCUGAUGCAGCUGUGAUCUCAACAAGUUCAACAGAACAUUAUGAGACUUCUGUGUUUGCUACAAAAACAGAUGAUGUAAAUCAGGUGCCUAGUGAAGAUGGAAAGCUUGAGAUUUCCACCAUUACUACAACAGAAGGAUGUGACCAAGCCAUUAAAGUUAGUUUAGUACAGUUUGAAGCUAAAGAGAGAAAUGAAGGUAUUGUGGAUGGAACAAAAGAAUGCAAGGCUGUUCAGGAAGUAGGAACCCAAAAGUCUGAGUUACUUGUUCAAAGUACAGAGAAAACCAACCAAAAUGCAACAACUUUGUCUGUAGAGAAAACAAAAUGUGAAACCCAUGAAUUCAUGAGUGAUAACACUAAACCUGAUCAGCACUUGGCUACCUUGAGUACAGAAAAUCCAGGAAACAGUGCAAAGGUCUUGGUCAGAACAAUGGCAGAAUGUGACAGUGUAUCCACCAUUGCUACCUCAGAGGAAUCUGUACUUGCUGCCUCAGAAGAAACUCCACUUUCCUUUGCAAGCAUAGAAAUAGAGAGUGAUAGGAAAAUUGCCAUGUGUGCCAAAGAAUCUGAAUACAGCAUGUUGUCAACUCCAGAAAACAAUGAGACCUCUUCAGCUGUGCUUCACAGAGAAACCCAAAAGUUACAUAAAAUGGAGCCUGAUGGUGCUUUGGAAGAAUCAGCCCCAUCUAAGAACAGCAACACAGAAAGCCUAGAAAUGCCUGCAGAUACAGAGAAAUCUAUUAGUGUUGGGGCAGAUCUUUGUUUGGACUCCUUGGUCAGUGAUGAAUCAUCCCUGGAAGCCUGCAUGCAUGAAAAUGGAACCCAAGAAAGCAGUCAACUCCUUGAAGGACCUUCAAGUCCAUCUCAUACCCCACAGGAAAAAGGAAAAGGAAAUGAGAAUGUAGUAAUGGAUGAUGUUAAUCUGAAGCCAACAUUAAAAACUGACCUUGCUGAAACAAGGGAGUCAUCCAGCAAGAAAUGUUCAGUGUCAUUACUUUCUGAACUGGGACAAAAUUCUGAGGACAGAAGAGUGCUUGAUAACCGUCAAUAUAGUUUGGCCAACAAAAAUGCUGAAGUGGAUGAGCAUCAUGAGCCAGAAGCAUUUUCUCAAAGGACUACAGGGGAUAAUAACGACAAGGAGAUGCUUCCAGUUGCAGCCGAAGAGCGGGAAGAAAUGAAAAAGGAGAAAAUUGAUGAGGAGGACCUAAGAUGUAGAAAUCACAUAAAGGAACAUCUCUGUGCCAAGAGUCAGACAGAAGAGAUUCCUAAAGCCACUGAAAUUCAGAUAAAUUUGGUCAUAACAGAAACAGGAGAAAGACAAGGUUCUCCACAGGCAGAAAAUCUUGAUCAGAAAGAAGAAUGCUUCAUGCCAGAAACAGCCAAACAUCCUGCUGUGGAGGAAAGUGAUUCAGGUAGUUCACAUUAUUUAGAUGCUCUUAUUUCAUUCAGUAGUUACAAUUUUAGUAUUUUGGAAGCCAAACCAAACAUUAAUACGGAGUCAGAAGAAAAACCUGAAGUUGGUACUAACUCUCAGGAACCUUCACUGGAUGGUGUACAUGAAAAAGGUGAGAAGAUUGCCAAAGUGGAUAGCUUUGACAAGUCAGAUCUGGAGUCCAAGUUAAAUCCUGCUGAGGUGAACCAGCAAGUGCCAGUGAAAAGAAAAAGAGGGAGACCUCGUAAAUAUCCCAUUGAGAUAAAGGUAGUACAAGGUCAAGAAUCAGAAGCUGGCACAAGCACUGGGGAUACAAUGAAGACUUCAGGUCCUAGCAGUAAACAGAAGAUUACUCCAAAAGGCAAAGAUACAAUUGAAAAAAAUCAGAGACACAAUGAAGCUGAAGAAGGGAAAACAGAGGUGGUUGUACGUCGAAGAGGAAGGAAACCCAAGCGGCCUCUUAUUCAAUCAGAGGAAACAGGCAUGGAUACACCUGAGCCAGCAAGAAAACGUCAAAAAGUAGCACCUGCAGUUGAAGAGGAAACAAAAGAGCAAGAUGGAAGCAAGGAGAAUGGCAGUAAUGGAGGAGAUGAUGAUGGCAGUGGUAGUGAUGCUGAUGGGAUGCAUUCUGGAGCCAUAACUCGAUUAGCUUCAAAAUUGGAAGCACAAAGAAAGCUACCCAGCAAGCCAACUACCCGAGCAGCAUCUAAAAAUCAAAGUCCAGAUUCAGUUUCUCCUAGAAAGCGUCAAAGGGUAGCAGGAAAAAAAUCACCAGUCAAUGCAAAAUCUAGUAAAUCUCCUAUCUCAGCACAUUCAAAGUUGCAGUCCACUGGGCGUAAAAGGCAAAUCAGUUCCCUGGUGUCACCCAAGAAAGGUCAUCAAAGAGCAGAUGAGCCUGAGGUGAAGAAGUCAAAACGGUAGUUUAACCCCCUACCAGGCAAGUGUGGGAGAAAAAGGAAACUCUUCUGUACUUCUGUUGAAAGCAAACAACAAAGCCAAGAGGUUUGCAUGCGCUUGUUUCCCAGGUAUGGCGUAUGUAACAUAUAGAAACAUUGAUAAACUGCUUAUCCAUACAGAAGUCUAUAUAUAUAUAUAUAUAUGCGUUGCAGAAGUUUACUCUGCAUCUCAAGCAUAGAUUGUCAAGAGUGACUUCAAAUGCUGAUGCUUCCAAUCCAUUCAUCACCAGUGGCCUCUUAAUGACACCUUUUGUAAAUAAGCCACAUAUUUUAAAAAGAUUGUAUUUUACUGUGUAUGAACUUAAUCAAUGGGAACACUUUAUUUAAUAGCAAAGACUCGUCUGUGAACUGUUACAUUAUCUUAUGUUAGUCAUUUUAACUGGAUUUGUAAAUGUUGUGCAGCCAUUAGCAUUGUGUAGGAUGGGAGGGGAGAAGGAGGGUGGCGUCUUUCAACAAAAUCAACAGAACUCCAGCAGUUGGCAGAGAAUUUUUCCGCAUGUGUUCAAGUCACAUAGAGUAGUGUAAAGGCGAGACCUUGGUUCUUUUCCUUGUCACAUUUGUGCUUUUCUGUAUGGUAAGAAUUAAAGUUGCAUUUACAGUGUUCAGUAGAUGCACCUACUUUGAAGUAUAUUCGCAUCUGUAAAUUUUCUCCCAGCAUCAAAGUAGCUAGAGCUUAUUGAGGUAAAACUAGAACCUAUCAGAUGAAACUGUUCUGAAGUCAGAAUUGUCUCACUCUGCAGCUUUUAAUUGUUCUCUCAGUAUUUCUUUUUUUCAGUUGAAACACUGAAAUCAAAAGUACUUAAUAGGUGUUCAUCGUUUUACCUUCCACCAUUUCUCUCACACUUUGUAUACUGCUAUUCAGUGAGAGCGUAGAGCCUGGUCUAGUUUCCAGAAUCUUUAGCAAACUUGUAUUUUACUCUCACAAGAACAAGUCUUCAAGUUCUGUUCUAUGUAAAGCUUUUUUAUUAUCAAGAUUUGUCUCUUGCAAAGAUGUAAGUUGCCAAAUAACUGAGAUUAUUUUAAAAUGUUCAUAUUCAUGUUUUAUAACUAAAAUCAGCAUUAUGUAUUAAUUUGUUUUGCUUUUUCGUUUGGGGACUUUUAUUGUUGUAAUGUGGAUUUUUCUGUCAAAUAUUCCACUUUGUUUCUUACUGAACUUUUAUAUAUAAAUUAUGAAAUGUUUCCCAAAACUGGAGUCUCAGUAUUUGAAUGGCAAAAUUAUCUAAGAAUUUUUGAUUGGUCACUUCUGAUUUCAUUAGAUAUGAAACCAACCUUACAGUGCCCACAUUGAAGCUAGUGAGACCCAUUGCCAUUAGGCUUGGCUGGUUAUAUUUUUAAUGUAUAAACCAGAGCUAGCCAAAAUGAAUCCCUUAAGUGACAAGAGUCCCUAUGGCCAUUUUUGUGGCCGUCAUUCAUACCAGACUCACUAGAAAACCCAUUUUCUGGCCAAAAAAGGGAUGAAUUGCCCUUCCCAGAAAUCUCCUGAGUGUGGCCAUAGGUUUAAAUAGGUUGCAGGUGACCCCGGCACUGUUUAACCUUAAAUAUACUUGAUUUUCAAAACUGAGAAUGGACUUCUGGCCACUAAUUUUCUCUGGUUUUGGCAGUCCCAAGAACAUACCAGGAAAGAGAAUUGGGGCCCUCAACCUUCCACACUUGCUGUCCCCAGUGGAAACAAAAGAAGAUGCACUGAACCAGCAUGUUUCCAAGCAUUGCCUCCUGGUUGAGUUACGAAUUAGAACUGAAAUGGAUUUAAUUGGCAUUAUUACCAGCUAUUGUACACAAGAUAUUGGAGCGCAAAUGUUCUGUAAAUAAAAACAAACUUGGUAGCAAAAGUUUCCACUCCUUUGCUGUGACUUGCAUAAAUAAAUUCUGGUGCUCUACAGUGCCUCCUGAAAUCA
Molecule: messenger RNA, 11101 nt
Organism: Sceloporus undulatus (fence lizard)
Lineage: Eukaryota; Metazoa; Chordata; Lepidosauria; Squamata; Phrynosomatidae
Gene: BOD1L1
Product: biorientation of chromosomes in cell division 1 like 1
Source: RefSeq, a predicted model, not a curated record